AUGGCUGGAGUAGGCACUCCAGGUCUACGCUCCGUACAGGAGUGCCGUCAAGACGACAACCUUGUACACCUUCAGUUUGGUGUUCAGUUGAAGGCCGUGGCCAUUCUACACAGAGGCCUGAAGCUGGCUGAAAGUCCGGCCGGCUUUGGAGAGGUGACGGGCAACUUCAUCGUCGAUGUCUGCGCUGAGUGUGUGGGCUUCCUAGGUAAACGAAGCUGUUCACUGUUUUGAGUUAGUUGCGGUUGACAGUGAUUCGAGGAGUGCAAUAUUGCGUAUGUGGUGACGGCUGGUGCAUGACCAUCGUUUUGCCGGUAUUGAUGAUCAGGUCGAAGUGAAUGCAGCCGGAGGCGUAGAGAUCCUUACUCCGUUGCACUCCUUCUUCGGUCAUGGAUUUGAGUGCACACUCGUCGGUAGAGAGCAGCUGGUGAGCGACAUUGUCCAUGUCGGUAAUCCCGCGGAGACGUCAGAAUCCAAAUGGCCUUUUGGCAGUAGGUCCUGUUCAGAUGAUUGGGGAGAAGGCAAAUGAAGCUCUUCCUAGCACUGCUGAGCAGCGAGAUGACUCUGCGGUUGUCACAGAGUUGCCGAAUCCGUUUGGGCUUGCAGAGAUGAAUGAUGGUCGCGUCCGUGAAAUCCAGAGGGACCUAUCUUUGUCGCCACAUUUUCUGGAAGAGAGUUGGGAAGUGAUCCAUCAGCCAACGACCACCCUGAUCGUAUAUUUCAGCUGGGAUCGCACCGGAGCCUGGAGCGUUCCCGCUGGAGAGUUGGCGCGCAGCGCGAACGGUUUCUGUAGAGGAGGGCGGAGGUCCUGGUCGAUGUUGAUUUUCACUAGAGGGAGGCCGUCGAUAGCGGCAUCGAAGAGUGUUGAAGAGCGGUUGAAUGCUCUUCUGAGGUGCUCGGCCCAGCGCUUCAGAAUUUGCGAAUUCUCCGUUAAAAGCGUUUAGCUAUUGAAGCUGAGAAGUGGCGUUUCCCUUCUUCGGUGUACCAUAUAUCCCCUUGAUCGCAGCGAAGAAAUCCUUUGAUUUGCUGCGGUCGGCGUUUUCCUAGACCUCCUCAGUUUUGCGAGUCAUCCGGGCGUCCUACGUUUCUCGCGAUCGCUGCUGCCCAGGGCGAUAGCCUUCGUAGAAAGCCGCCUUGUUUGCAUCGGUUGGACAGUCAAGGUAGGCUCUAUGCAGCCUUUUCUUUUCAGCGAGCGUUUUCGACAGCGUUUUCGUAGAACUAGUCCUGGAGAUGACGAAAUGCGCUACCGAGGACACCCACGGUGGUCGAAUGGACGGCGUCCCGCAGUUGGCAUCAUCGAGUCUCUGCGUUGGCGUUGACUUCCGUGGCUGGCAUAUCUUCCAGGUACUGAGCUGACUGAUUGUUGAAGUGCAAACGGUGAGCAGGCAAACUUGACAGAACAGUAUCCAACUUACCUGGUGUUCUCUUAGCUUGUGGCCCCCUGCAGUGUUGCAGACGGAACCUUAUCUUGAAGACGACGAGGUGAUGAUCUAUCCAAUCACGGGCGUCGAAGAUCGCCUUGGUUACCAUCACCUCCUGUCGGUCGCGCCGGCGAGGGGGGACGUAGUCCAGCGGCUGUCAGCAUCCCUUCAACAUCGCCAGAUGAAAGGUGCUAGUCAACAGCAGUCAGUGUUUUGUGCAGGUUCGCGAGAGCUUGAAACCAUUGUCGUUGCAGCCAUCGAUGCCGUGAGGACCAUGCUCUCCUCUCCCGACGCGCGCCAUCAUCCCGUUGUGGGGCUGACGUACCGUGUGUGUGAAUCACUAAGUGCAGCCGAAAUUCUGCACGGCUUUUCAAAGGUCAUCGUCACCCCCCUUGUGGACGGCAUACGUCGGAUCCCAACACAUGUUUAGGGCAUUUUUUCUAGCCCUGUCCCCCUGGGGAGGGGGGGGGUGGGGGUGACCAGUGCUGUCUCCAAAUAGGACUGCCCAGACAUCGCAGACGGCUGCCGGACGUCGCCUAUGGGAUUGUAUGUCAGCAUGUCCGUGGAACUUUUUGAAUUGGGUGGGAAGGGAUUGAGGAGAGAUGGGGUGGAGGAAAGGCGGAUGAAAAGGCGGAUGGAAAGGAAAACAGGGUUACCGGGUGUGUGGACACAACUCUCACCUGGUUUAGCUCACCGGUCGUAGCGGUUACCGGGGUGUGGCCACUAGACAGGGCUUAGGUUUGAGGUCACGUCUGAGAGUAAUGUGCCAGUUAAUGGACGCUAGGCCUAGCCAAACCCUACAAUAAGGUGAAGCCAUCUACUACGAGCUUCGUGUGGACGCAAAACUGGACACCCCUUCAACCUUACCCUAGACAUAACACACGAACGUGGGCGUGUCGAAAGUGGGAGCAGACGCGAGGGUUCCUAAUAGUCGAUUAGACGAAGAUUUCCGUAAUAAAAUCUCGGGGAAGACAGAUUAUGUUGGACUUGCUUUACUGACGCUAAGGAACGUACGGGGUCUCAGCAAGCAGUUGCCGUAGGUUCUCUCUUUCGGCUUUUUUGUCGGUGUCAGCCUUUGAGGGGCUUAGCCCCGAGCGCAGUUGCGCACCUUUGCUCUGUCUGGGUUACGUCCACCUAUAGACAAUCAGCGAAGGAAAACGUUACUUGUCUUUGAGGUCUGGCGAAACUAAUGACAGGCCGCGAGCAGUCCCAGCAGCAGAUCGACAGGGUGGACAGACGGUCAGCAUGACAAAGUGCCGGCGAUCAAGGUAUUGGAGUGCCACAGACUCCCUUUCUCGCUUACCCACCGGACAGACAGCCUCAACUUUACGUCGAAGUCAACUGGUCAUGUUCGGCCUGCGGCCCAACGUACUGAUCCUGAUACUGCCUUAAUUUACCGUAAUUCUUCUCAAAAAUCCAUAAACACAGAGAGUGUUAGGUGGAGGGAACCAUUUAAAGCCCACGCCUGCUGCUGUACCAAUAAAAUUACUUAGUUAUUGAAAAAGAUAUUUUAUUCCUGCAGAUUCCUCGUCAAAGCAGCUGCGACCGAUGUUCUUGGAUGCCUAAUCGGACUUAUUUUCUUGGAUCACCAUGUGAAAUUGCACAAUUGCGACUGAUGAUAAAAGGAGCGAGCAGUACGCAUGCGUUUUUCGUAGUCGCAACUUCGCUUCGCCAUUUAUCUCGCUCCUGUACUGCAUUUGCAUCCUUUAACUCCUCUUCGUCCUCCCGUUCCGUGCCCGUGCAAUUCAUGGCUUCCUACUUUCGCGCAAGUGCAUCGGCCUGAAUAUUACUGGCCCUUCUCAGAUUUAGGUCCGCGGAUGUGAGUUAUAUUUUAGGGAUGAUCGUCUCCCUCUCAGAAUGUGUGGAGGUAGAACCCCAACAACGUAAAGGGGUCACUCCUGCUGUUAAUGCCACCAAUCGUACUUGGAUCUGCCCCUGGAACGCUCCCCUGUCCUCCCACUCCGACUGCAGUAGUAGUUUUGGUCCACAAUUAUUUCAUGAAUUUGGAGAGCCUACUGAAAAUCCGAAAACCCACAUAACGCCGUAUCAGUCAGAGGGUAAAUCCCGAGGGUCGAACCAGUGGCACCAUACACAGUCUCCUUCUGGCUUUUACCAAAGAUAACCAUGGACAAGGCUGGCAUGUUUGCAUACCCUUCUGCGGUCUAUCAAAUCGAGGUUUCGUUCAUAAAUCCACCGGUCGCAUUCUCUCCUAGCUUCAGAGUGGCCGCGAAUUACGAUUUCCGGCUGACCUUUAUCACCCUCUACUUGCCCCCCGAAACCAUGCCAACUAGCGACUACGACUCAGCCAGCCUGAUUUGGCACGUGAUACUGGCGAUCCUAGCUAAAUUUCAUUGCUACUGACAGGACCCUCACGUCCUUCUAGACGCUCUUUCUCUAAGAAUCUUCACCCUCAAUGACGGCACUCAACCCCGACUACCCUCAUUUACGCCGUACUUUGCUAGAGUUGGAACUUACCAUGGCCGAUAUCCGGUAAGCACAUCCGACUCAGUACUCUACUUUAUUUGGGAUCAACAGUUUUCAUUAGUAAUCAAGAUCACUAUUCCCACAUCCAUAGAUGACAACGGCGUUGAGAAGGGUGCUGAAGCCUAAGAGGGUGGUUCGAUAAUAGUUCAGGACACUGUCUCAGGUCUUUUUGCUUUUUUUGUUUUGCUCGGAGCUUGGGAAAGAGAAAUUUAUGUAGAUAUCGAACCUUUAAGUACGCGUGUGUAACUUCAAACCGUCAGAAUUUCAACAAGAAAUAUUAUGCAGUCAUUUAUCUGUUUUAUACAGCUGGCCUUUGAAAGUAAGUAAGUAACCUUUCUUACCACUCCCGACUCAUCUACUCUGCCCCCCUCAAACUCGAGUCAGUUUGGAUCGAAUGAAUUUGUACCUCGGGAUAAUGAGCUCUCCCACAACGAAACCAGAGGAAAUAACCAUCUGCCAUGAAGGGAAAACUGUUGACUAACAAGUUUGUUUAACCUUAGCACGCCCCCAUUCUUUGCAUAUUAGAGAAUGGAUGCCAUUCAGCUUUCACUUAGUGGGCUGGUUGGGUGAUUCCAGGGUUUGAGAGCGCUUGCAGUUAGCUGGACUCGAAGUUGAAUAUUCGCACGUUCCAUACGCUCGAGCGCCGUGAUUACGUCGUACCUAUCCGACUUAUGUGGCAGGGGCAGGAGGCUGUGCACACUUUAUGCGCUAUAUAUUUCCUAGCAGGCACCGAUCACUGAGAGUGGCUGACAGCGGGGCCAACGAUGGAAUGGUUACAUUGGUUCAGUGCAUAUACAGUGUGAAAAACCUACCGAUUGUGGCAGAAGCUGCUCUGGCUGGAUUAGGUAGGGGGUGUAGGCGUGACCUCGUCAGCGUGUGCCGAUGAUUUGGCCCCAUGGUGUGAGGGGCAGGACGUGUCUACCAGUGUAUUCUACUGAAUGCUGGACCAGACAAAAAACUCAGUGAAUAGCUCCACUGUUGGCCGGACUCGAAGUUGAGAUAGUUAGCAGAUUCUGGCCCCCUCUCGGCCGCCAAAUUCAUUCAAAUGGUCAACCGUCUGAGUGAGGUGCAUGACUUCGCCAUGGUCUCACUUGUUCACUUUCAGUUGCCUCUGCUUAUCUCCCAUCUCCUCUCUUGGACUUGAAGUCUCAGCUUGUGGAGCCCAUUCACGAUUUAGCUUUUCCCCAGCAGCAGAUAACCUCUCCUUCUUCGUGGAGCCCACCGAGGCCCUCUACUCGAAAAGUCCAGCUUAAUCCUUCAUCUCGCCCCAUCGUGGCAGCCAUCUGA
Molecule: messenger RNA, 5189 nt
Organism: Spirometra erinaceieuropaei
Lineage: Eukaryota; Metazoa; Platyhelminthes; Cestoda; Diphyllobothriidea; Diphyllobothriidae
Source: the annotation of a GenBank genome assembly